AAGCCCUAUACACCAAUUAGCAGAGGCGUGAGAGAGACAUACAGAGAGACCGGAAUAGACCUUCGAACCGUCAUCUUCUUCAAUGGCGAACCUCCCUUUCCUACGCCGGGCCGCUCUCAAAACCCUAGCUUUGCGACCCGGGAACCCGCCCGCCCUCCUCCGCCGGCGGUCUCUCUCUUCCGGAGGCGGCGCCGCCGCCGACGACCCACCGUUCUCCCCGAAACCCAUCGGCAGAACCCCAAAACCCCAGAAGAGCAGAACCCGGAAGGAGGAGCCCCCGGAAUCGAGCCCGGGCGACCCGGAACGCCCGGUCGAGUCGGACCUCCCCUUCGAUUUCAGAUACUCGUACUCGGAGACGAAUGCCGCCGUCGAGCCCAUCGGGUUCCGCGAGCCGCCGCGGUUCUCUCCGUUCGGGCCUGGUCGGAUCGAUAGGGCUUGGACUGGGACUUCCGCGCCGGCCCGAGAAGCGCUGGACCCGGAGGAGGCGGCGGCGGAGAGGGGUCGGGUUCAAGGAGCUCCGCUUUCGGAGGAGGAAAUCGCGGAGCUCGUGGAGCGAUAUCGGCAUAGCGAUUGCAAUCGCCAGAUUAAUCUGGGCAAAGGAGGAGUUACUCACAAUAUGUUGGAUGAUAUCCACAAUCACUGGAAGAGAGCUGAAGCAGUUAGGAUUAAGUGCCUGGGAGUUCCGACACUUGACAUGGACAAUGUUUGCUUUCACCUCGAGGACAAAUCUGGCGGGAAGAUAAUUUACCGCAAUAUCAACAUCCUCCUCUUGUAUCGUGGUCGAUAUUAUGAUCCGAAGCAAAGACCAGUUAUACCUCUCAUGCUGUGGAAGCCCUAUGCACCAAUAUACCCGAAGCUUGUGAAGAAUGUUGCGGAAGGGUUGACAUUUGAGGAAACAAAAGAAAUGAGAAACAGAGGACUGAACUCUCCCCCUUUAACGAAACUUACGAGGAAUGGCGUGUAUGUCAAUGUAGUGGAGAAAGUGAGGGAAGCAUUCAAGUCUGAAGACGUUGUGAGGUUAGACUGCAAACAUGUGGGUACAAGUGACUGCAAACUGAUUGGCGUGAAACUUAGAGAUUUGGUACCUUGCGUUCCUAUAUUAUUUAAGGACGAGCAGAUCAUCCUCUGGAGGGGGAAGAGAGAUACCGAAUCAACCUCCACAUCACAUGCAUGACCAUAAAUUAGACAUACUGCGAGAACUACCAGGACAAUUGGUUGGGAUGUUGUACACAUCACACUAGAGUAAUUUUACUGGCGGAGACUCUAGAUAUUGUGGGGUACGAUAAAUCGAGAUGCCGUUGCUUGGAUGAAGACAUUGGGCAAGAUGGCCCUAGGCCUUAAAGAAACGUGACUGCAUUUCUUUUGGUACACACUCGCUCUCAAUUUGAGGUUAGAGGAUGGGAAUGCUAGAGUUUGAGCUGGCAACUCCUCCAUGACAAUGUACUGUGGUCCAUGACCUUUUGUUUCUUGAAGUAGUUGGGACUUACAUCCCGGGUUUUGCGUUCCCUUUCAUCUCAUUAGGCUGUGAUAUGUAAAUUGAUUAUACGAAUUGCUAUAUUGAUUCUGAUGAAAAGGGAUCUUGCUUGGUAAGUGAUAAAA
Syzygium oleosum is the source of this 1599-nucleotide messenger RNA. RefSeq names its product CRS2-associated factor 2, mitochondrial. Bases 83 to 1174 code for a protein of 363 amino acids. Gene Ontology annotation, molecular function: RNA binding. The record is from RefSeq and is a predicted model, not a curated record. The transcript has 6 exons. NCBI's taxonomy places the organism in Eukaryota, Viridiplantae, Streptophyta, Magnoliopsida, Myrtales, Myrtaceae. Gene Ontology annotation, biological process: Group II intron splicing.